Molecule: messenger RNA, 2013 nt
Organism: Parnassius mnemosyne (clouded apollo)
Lineage: Eukaryota; Metazoa; Arthropoda; Insecta; Lepidoptera; Papilionidae
Source: the annotation of a GenBank genome assembly
AUGGCCAAAAGUAGAGUAGCGCCAAUUAAAAGAUCAAUAACUUUACCUAGAUUGGAGCUAAUGGGAGCGCUUAUUGCAUCGCGGCUUGCAAAUGAGAUAAGUAGAACGUUGUUUACCGACGACACCUGCCCGUUAUAUUGUUGGACAGACUCCGCGGUUGUGUUAGCCUGGAUCCAAAGACAGUAUUUUUGGAAGCCGUUUGUGAGCAAUAGGGUAAGUGAAAUUUGUGCUCACACUAAGAAGGAACAUUGGCGGCACGUACCGGGCCAUUGCAAUCCGGCAGACCUACUGUCACGUGGCUGUAAUAUGAAGACAUUAAUGGACAGUCACUGGUGGGAUGGCCCUGCUUGGCUAUUAUCUGACCAAGAACUGUGGCCUCAGUCUAAUCACAUCGCAGUAGAUGAGAACGCUGUUUCCAUAGAAGCAAAGAAGGAGGUACUUGUAAAUACUAAUGUAGAUACUGAACAUUUUAGCGAGAAGCUUUUAUACUUUUCUAAGUAUUCAAGAAUUGUACGUGUAGUAGCUUGGAUAUUCCGAUGGAGAAGGCGACGAAUGUUUAGUAUAGCUUAUAUAAGCAAUGAUGAAUUCGAAGAAGCUGAGAAUAUACUUAUAAGACUUAUUCAGGGUGAACAUUAUGUAAAUAGAACUAAAUUGAAUAAGAAACUGUGCAUACAUUUAGAUAGUAAUAGUAUUAUGAGAGUAAAGACUAGAUUAGGUUUAGGAAAUUAUGAUAAAGAUUUUUCGAGUCCCAUAUUAUUACCAGGGAAAAAUGUCAUUGUGAGGCGACUCGUUGAAGAGAAACAUAUAUACUUAAAGCACAUUGGAUCACAUACUUUAAUGUCAGAGCUGAGAAACAGAUUCUGGAUUACAAGUGUGAGAUGGCUAUGUAAGGAUAUAGUUAAGAAAUGCAUAAUUUGUCGUAGGCAAAAGGGCAUACAUUAUGAUACACCGGAGACACCACUCCCUCUUGAACGGAUUCAAGGCACGGCAGCGUUUCAAAUGACAGGUAUAGAUCUGGCCGGGCCGUUGUAUUUACGUAAUCAAGAGAAAUGUUGGGUGGUUUUAUUUACUUGCGCGACAUUUAGGGCUGUGCAUUUUGAGAUGGUAGACUCAUUGUCCACAAAUAGUUUUAUUAUGAGUCUUCGUAGAUUUAUUGCUCGAAGAGGUCGUAUAGACGUCAUUUUCACGGACAACGGAACAAAUUUUCGAGGGACUGCCAAUUUACUGAAGGAUAUUAAUUGGCAGGAGGUUGAAAGUGUGACGGCAGUCCAUGCUAUAAAGUGGCGUUUUAUUCCACCUAGAACUCCUUGGUGGGAAGGUUGGUGGGAGAGUCUCAUUAGAGUAUUAAAGGAGAUGUUGCGAAGAAUAUUGGGGCGUCAGCGAUUGACUUGGGUAGAGUUGGACACAGUCUUGUGCGAUUGUGAAGCUGUCAUUAAUAGUCGGCCACUAACAUAUGUCUCGACUUGUACCGACGAUUUGCGGCCACUUACACCUAUGUUAUUUCUACAUGGCUUACCUUCUAAUGAUACUUCUGAUUUAGAUUAUGUAGAUAAUAUGAAUUUAAAUGUAAGAUACAAAUAUUUACAAAAGUUGAGAGAAGAUUUCAGAGUUCGAUUUCGUAAGGAGUAUUUGGCUUUACUUACAGCUAGAUGGAAGGAGAAGACAAUAGAAAUGAAGAAAGGAGAUAUAGUUCUAGUAGAGACAGACGCGAAAAGGCUAUUUUGGCCCUUGGGGUUAAUCAUGGAAGUAGUUACCGGGGCUGAUGGUGUUACUCGUUUGGCUAGAGUCAAGACUCAAAAAGGUGAAACUUUAAGACCAUGUCAGAGAUUGUAUCCGCUUGAGAUUUCAAAUGAUUCUGACCUCUUGCAACGAGCUGAAGUAACGAUAGAGGAUGAGAAGUUAUCAGUAAGUUCACAUAGUCCCGACUUACCCUCCUCGGUUACAGGUGGCGCGAAGGUGACGAAAACAACGCGGUGCGGUCGAAAUGUGAAAUUGCCUGCUCGGUACUUAUGA